GUUGAUCCUUUGUUCUUUAUGGGAGAUUUGAACCCAUUUGCCUAACACAUUGCAUCCUUUUGGGUGAUUCUAUGUUUUUCACUCCCUUGCAUCACAGAUCUUCAAGGAUUCCAUGUUCAUCCUUUACACAUUUUCCCGUACUUCCAUAUAAAGAUGGAAAAUCAGGAAUCCUAUGAGGAUUUGCAGGCUAAGCUUGCCGAUUAUCGUAAUAAGUUACAAUUGAUACAAGAGGCAUUGCAACAAACUCCUGGUGAUGAUGAGCUCAAGGCCUUGGAAUCAGAUCUUAAGGAAGUCAUCCAGCUUACGCAGGAUCUGAUCCAAUACAAGAAACAAAAUGAGCAGGGUGACAUAUUCCCAUCCAGUGGUAUUGCAUCACCUCAACCUGCUGAUGCUACUUCGGAUAUUGGUGGCAACGAUAGCUUUUUAGGCCGUAUAUGCGUGGUCCUCUACAACGGAAAGCGCAAGUAUGGUGAGAUCAUCCAGGUAAUGGGCAAUUUGCCUAGUGACCAGGUUAUCAUACAACUGGUUGGUACUGGUGAGCAGUGCAGUCUGGCUGCCAAGGACCUGAAGUUGAUAGAUCCUCCAUCUAGUGAGGAGUGUAAAGUCGGUUCCUUGGUACAGGUUCUAUAUGCUGAUGAUGGGCGGUGGUAUGAUGCCGUUGUCAACAGGGAGACUGAGACUGGCUACGUCAUCACUUAUAAGGAUUACAACAUCUCGGAGGAAGUUCGCCGUGAUUGGGUUCGUAUGCGGUUACGUGCUGACGCUAAGGCUAAAGAGGUCAAGGAGAUCAUAACUCCCGCUGGUUACAAGAUUCCUGAAAACCUGAUUAUUAAACAGGGUGACAGUGAGAAGGAAAAGCUACGCAAGAAGAAGCUUGUUCAAACAUUGAAGAAGCAGCAAAAGGCAGAACGUGUGGAAUCGGAGGCUAGUCAACGUGCUAAUAGUUGGCGGAAGUUUCAGCAGAAGGCUGGUGCCAAGAAUAAAAGUGGAUACAUGACUGGCAAGCGGGAAGGUUCGAUUUUCAGCAGCACGGAUGAAUCCACUGAGCGAUUAGCUCCUAACAUUUUACACAACUCAUUCAUCCCUCGGAAGAAGUUUGAUUUUAAUGAACGCUUCUAGCCACACAGUCACACACUAGACACUUGUUAAUAUACAUCGCAUUA
Molecule: messenger RNA, 1163 nt
Organism: Babesia bovis T2Bo
Lineage: Eukaryota; Apicomplexa; Aconoidasida; Piroplasmida; Babesiidae
Exons: 5
Coding region: 154-1119 (321 amino acids)
Source: RefSeq, a predicted model, not a curated record